GCUGUGCUGUGCUCCUAUUUUUUCUAGGGGGUCGACCAUUCCAUCGAAGAAAAAAAAAGAUAAAUAAAAGCGAUUUAUUUCAGGUUAUCAUCGAAAUCACUAUGGUUGAAUGGUACACCUUUAACUAGUGUUACAAGAGCUGCACAUGUCAGCAUAUGCGUCGUCCAGCCGAUGACCUCGUUGAUGUCCUGAAUUCCGUAAAGCCCUUUCGAAAGAGCUCCGGCUUACUCGCUCUGUCCUCAAACCACAUGCGUCCAUCAGCUCUUCGAGCCAUUGGCCGACUUUCCGCGCUAGGAUUCUUGUCGAGGUGUAUUAACAAUCCUCCGCGUAGAGUCUAUCAUCGACUUUGUUUCUCCCACUCAGUGCUGGUUCACCAUAGGAGUUGUCAUGGUCGCAAAGCAAGUAAAGAGCGUAUUAGGUUAUGCAAAGCUUUCCUUCAGGAGCAGUGAACCAAAUUGAGCCAGCUCCGUAUUUAUGAUGACUUACGUUUU
This is a messenger RNA of Gamsiella multidivaricata, 491 nucleotides long. RefSeq lists its product as uncharacterized. The transcript has a single exon. The record is from RefSeq and is a predicted model, not a curated record. NCBI's taxonomy places the organism in Eukaryota, Fungi, Mortierellomycota, Mortierellomycetes, Mortierellales, Mortierellaceae. The coding region runs from base 156 to 449 and encodes 97 amino acids.